AUGGAACUAAAAAAAGAUUUAUCAAACGAAGAUAUUUCUCUUUUCGAUGCAAUAGUACAAAAAACGAAAGAACUUAAUAAUGAACUCAGAAGUCUUUUUAUUAGUAAGGAUCUUGUAAUAAUUGGAGAAGAAUUUAUCGUCAAGCUACAAGAACUGGAGAGAAAUUUCAUCGAAAUUUAUAAUUCAGUCGUUGAUUCACUCUCAGUAGAAAAUCAAUCUAGAGGUCUAUAUAUACAUGGACCUUCUGGUUGGGGAAAGUCAUACAACAUAUACUAUCUUGCUGCACUGCUUCGGAUAAAUAAUGACGAAACCAGAGUAACAUAUAUCAACAGUUGUGAAGAAUGGUAUGACAAUCAUAUGAACAGCAAAUAUCUCUACUUACUUAAAGAACUAAUAUGUACAUUCAGUAAUGAUGAGGUGUCCCCGCUUACCUUGGCUGAUUGGGCAAUGUUUGUGAUUAAAGGUUUUACGGAGAGCUUAGAUGAAAAACUAAAUAAAUUAACAACAGAUCAAUCCAAAUGGGUUGAAAUGUUCAAGUUAAGUGAAAAUUAA
Molecule: messenger RNA, 552 nt
Organism: Dentiscutata erythropus
Lineage: Eukaryota; Fungi; Glomeromycota; Glomeromycetes; Diversisporales; Gigasporaceae
Source: the annotation of a GenBank genome assembly